Molecule: messenger RNA, 318 nt
Organism: Lingula anatina
Lineage: Eukaryota; Metazoa; Brachiopoda; Lingulata; Lingulida; Lingulidae
Source: RefSeq, a predicted model, not a curated record
AUGAUGCUUAAAGCCGUCGUCCUCCUGGCCAUCGUGGCUUUCGCCGCCGCCGUCCCAGGCACCAAAUACUAUCCAGCCCCAGACGGCAGUGGAAGAAUCCUUUACUUCCCCAACGGCUACGUGAGCGGCAACUACGCAGGAGGUAUCCCAGUGUCUGGCUAUGGUGCUCUCCCAGCCUCCAGACCAGUCGUCGCUCCACGCAGAAGCUAUGUCCGCCCCAGCUAUUCCGGCUAUGGUUACGGCAGACGCAGCUACGGUUACCGUCGUGGUGGACUUUACGGCUUGUACGGACGUCGCAGCUACGGUGGAUAUUAUUAA